Molecule: messenger RNA, 847 nt
Organism: Danio rerio (zebrafish)
Lineage: Eukaryota; Metazoa; Chordata; Actinopteri; Cypriniformes; Danionidae
Gene: pmepa1
Product: prostate transmembrane protein, androgen induced 1
Biological process (GO): negative regulation of transforming growth factor beta receptor signaling pathway
Cellular component (GO): early endosome membrane
Molecular function (GO): R-SMAD binding
Source: RefSeq, marked validated
GGACUUGAAUGAGGUGCGCGCAGACGCUGGAAAGUAGUACAAACCGUCUGGGAAUAACGGGAAUACUGGAGCACAGCGGCCAGACAGCGGGCCGGGGGCGGGGGGACGGCGGUUAGAGGACGGUAGACACAGAAUAGGAAAAGCCUGCGUCAAUGUUUUUAUUCGACAACGCGCGCUGAGGCGACCGACUAACCAACCGACAAACCGUCCGUUUUUCACAUCGAUUUCCUCAAUGUUCAGCUUCAUGGGUCUGACGAACGGAACCACCGACACCCUCGCCAAUGUCUCCUGUACAUGUAACUGCCAGAGAUCCACUUCAUUCCAGAGUAUGGCGAUCUCCCAGCUGGAGUUUGUUCAGAUUCUGGUGAUCGUGGUGGUGAUGAUGAUGAUGGUGCUGGUGAUCACGUGUUUGCUGAACCACUACAGACUCUCAGCGCGAUCUCUGAUGUCCAGACACACACACGAGCGCAGACGACACCUGCCCCUGCCCUCGGAGGGCAGUCUGUGGUCUUCUGAUGGGCCAGGCUCUUCUAGUGCCAUGAGUGAGGUUUACACUCCUCGAGCGCCGGAUAGAGUGCCGUCGUUCCUGCAGCGUGAGCGCGUGUCCCGCUUCCAGCCUACCUUCCCAUUCCUCCCUCCAGUGAUCGAACUGCCUCCGACCAUCGCUCUGUCUGACGGCGAGGAACCUCCGCCGUAUCAGGGGCCAUGCACGCUUCAGCUGCGGGACCGUGAGCAGCAGCUGGAGCUCAACCGGGAGUCUGUGCGCCCGCCGCCCAACCGCACAGUGUACGACAGCGCGCUCACACACACACACACACUCAUACACUAGGCCAGUUGUUCAAUCAAA